This is a messenger RNA of Marchantia polymorpha subsp. ruderalis, 2903 nucleotides long. Lineage: Eukaryota; Viridiplantae; Streptophyta; Marchantiopsida; Marchantiales; Marchantiaceae. The record is from the annotation of a GenBank genome assembly.
GGGGAAUGGCGUGAUUUUGGUCGUUCGUUUGUCGUGUUCGAAUCCUGGGAGUCCUGUCCCUGAGUUGCUCCUUCGCACGCUGCGCCUGUGCCUAGGAUAUGGAAGCCGUACUUUUGUAGAGUGAUGCGGGUGGGAGGCUGGUUGGCUGUGGCGGGGAUGAUCUCGGGGAACAGAAAUGCAUCAUUGCUGUAGCGUACGAAGGCUAGCGCUGAUUGGUGGGAGUUGUAGUGCCUGCAUGAUGUAGGAGAAGAGGGAGGACGGGAUACUUCUGUUGGGGCUGGCUGGAGAGAUUCAAAUCGAGCAUUGCAUGCCAGCAGGGCAAUUUGGAAUUUGGAGAAUCAUAGAGAGAAACGAGCGAGCAUGCACGCGGAAUCGUCUGCGUCGUGCUCGCCGAGGCCUAGGCCAAGGCCAGCGCGGAUAUCUUUCUCGACUGUGAAGUUACCAGUAUUGGAACCCAGGCCACCCGUUUCUUCCUCCCCGUAUUUGGCGUCUUCGUCUUCGUUUUUCUCGCGCGUGUCAAGGAAGAAGAAGAAUGAUGAAUCACAAAAUCCUGUGCAAAAUGUGGUGAGAUCAGCCGAGAACUUGUUGCAGAAUGCUUGGGCAAGAUGGGGUCCAGACGAGAAAAAGGUCGAGGAGUUUUUCAACAAAUUUCUAUUGGGUCAUAGGGAAAGGUGGGAAAACAGAUUUUUAUCCGGGGCAGCAAUCUGCUCCACUUCUCUUGCACUGGCUGACAAUAGAGAUUACAAAAGACCGGAGAAAAUUGCAGCUGAUAGGUUGCCAGGUGGUGGACAGGGAUCAAGCAGGAAAGGGCUUUCAGUACCCGCAGGUGCUGAGGACGAAGAAAGGGUUCUUAUCAGUGAAAUUCUGAUCCAAGACAAGGAUGGGCAAGAUUUAGAGGAUGCAGAGCUCCUGGCUACUGUUCGCUGUGCUCUGAAGGCGUGCAAACCAAACUUCGCCCUCACGACCAGUGAAGUGCAAGAAGAUGUCCAUAGGAUCAUCGAUACUGGAUUUUUCGCUUCUUGCAUGCCUACAGCGGAAGAUACUCGAGAUGGCGUCCGGCUCAUUUUCAAGGUAGAAUCCAAUCAGGAGCUGAAAGGCCUGGUGUGCAACGGUGCAAAUGUUCUUCCGACGAGGGUGGUGCAGGACGCAUUCCACGAUGAGUACGGGAAGGUUGUGAAUAUCCAGCGGCUAAAUAAAGUUCUGGAUACUCUCAAUGGGUGGUAUAGGGACAGAGGCCUUUUUGGGCAGGUUACUGACGUAGAGAUCCUAUCAGAUGGUAUCAUCAGAGUUCAGGUUGCUGAGGCAGAGGUCCAUAACAUCAAUAUCAGAUUUCUGGAUAGGAAGACCGGUGAGCCAACUACAGGCAAGACACAACCGGAAACUUUACUUCGGCAAUUGACGACCAAGAAAGGACAGGUUUACAGUUUGCAGCAAGGUAGAAGGGAUGUCGAGACUGUCUUUACUAUGGGUAUCAUGGAGGACGUGAAUCUUGUACCUCAACCUGCUGGUGACACAGGUAUGGUAGAUCUCACUAUGAACGUCGUCGAGCGUGUUACUGGAGGCUUUUCUGCUGGUGGAGGUUUAUCAGGAAAUGGCAUCACGAAUGGUGCCCUCUCAGGUCUUGUAGGAAGUUUUGCCUACUCCCACCGCAAUGCUUUCGGGCGGAAUCAGAAGCUGAACAUCUCUUUGGAACGCGGUCAAGUCGACUCAAUGUUUAGAGUGAAUUACACUGAUCCCUGGAUUGAAGGUGAUGAUAAGCGAACAUCUCGUUCGAUUAAUAUUCAGAAUUCACGGAGCCCAGGAACUAUUGUUCAUGGCAUAAGGCGAGAUGCACCAUCCUCGGUUCCCGUGCAUGGUGGUGUAACCAUCGGAAGGCUCAUGGCUGGUGUCGACUACAGCAGGCCCCUACGCCCGAAGUGGAGUGGUACUGCGGGUAUCAAUUUUCAGCGUGCUGGAGCCCGCGAUGAUCACGGGCAGCCUAAGGUGGUUGAUUUUUAUGGUGGCCCUCUGACAUUCAGUGGGCGCGCGUAUGAUGAUAUGCUUGUAGCGAAGCUGGAAAUAGUGUACACAGACUCUGGUGACAACGGUUCAUCUCAACUUGUUUUCAACACAGAGCAAGGGCUUCCUAUCGCGGCUGAUUGGCUCUUUUUCAAUCGGAUAAAUGUCCGUGCAAGGCAGGGUCUUCGAAUAGGCCCCAUGCGAUGUAUAGCCAGCUUUUCAGGUGGAAGUGUCAUCGGAGAUCUAGCUCCUCACGAGGCGUUUCCUAUAGGGGGUACCAACAGUGUUCGUGGUUAUGACGAAGGAGCCGUUGGCUCUGGUCGUUCGUGCAUUGUUGCCAGUGGUGAAAUAUCAUUGCCGUUGGUCGGGCCGGUAGAGGGAGCAGUGUUUGCUGAUUACGGCGGAGAUCUCAGAUCAGGGAAGACUGUGCCAGGAGAUCCUGCUGGACAGCGUUUCAAGCCAGGCAGUGGCUACGGAUAUGGAGCUGGUCUGCGCGUUGAUUCACCACUUGGACCCCUGCGGUUAGAAUAUGCAUUCAAUGAUCAGCAUGCUCGCCGGUUUCAUUUUGGCAUAGGCUACCGCAAUUAGUUUCAAGAGUUGAAGGCAAGGACGAUAUAUCUUUGAAGUAUUAGUGCAUUCAGUCUGUAACAAGCGAAAAUCACAAAAUUGUUUUGGCAAUCUUACACUUCAUGAAGUAGUUGUCGUCCGAGCUUGUCAUCAGGAUUAGGUCAUAUUGAACAUGGUUCACACCCCCUCUACCCCCUAUGGUAGUGUUUGUGAUGUGGCUGACCCUCUUAUGUAAAGGGUCGGUCACAUGCUUGUUUUAGAUAGAAAAUGAACGGUGAAAUUGUUUGCGAUCUCCACAGGAUGGAAUGAAGCCAAUGAGUAAAGAAAACAUUUGCUGC